This is a messenger RNA of Alternaria arborescens, 1002 nucleotides long. RefSeq lists its product as hypothetical. Bases 1 to 1002 code for a protein of 333 amino acids. The record is from RefSeq and is a predicted model, not a curated record. Lineage: Eukaryota; Fungi; Ascomycota; Dothideomycetes; Pleosporales; Pleosporaceae. The transcript has a single exon.
AUGAGCAACCACGACACUCGCCUAUCCAGAAGCCUAGGCGCCAUUCUGGGUGUCCAUGCUGGCGACUCUCUCGGCGCAACCCUCGAGUUUGAAUAUCAUUCCACCAUCAAGCAAAAGUACCCAGAUGGUCUGCAGGAGAUUGUCGGAGGUGGCUCCUUCUCCUGGCCUCCCGGACAUGCAACCGAUGACACGGAUUUGACGCGAGCCGUCUUGUUGGCGUACUCGGAUCGCCGAAAAAAUUGCGAAACAAGAGCUGGGCGAGAAGGGACCGAGUUCGACGUGGUCAAGGCUGCAGCCGACUACAGCCUCGCAUGGCUGACUGGCGAUUGGCCUGACAGAGAGCCAGGAAGCAUGCCGGUUGACAUUGGAUGCGCGACUCAAACUGGGCUGUCAAACUACGACAGCACGGGAGAUGCAACAAGGAGCGGUGCUGGCCCCGGAAGCGCCGGCAAUGGAAGCCUGAUGCGCUGUAUACCCACCGCGCUCUUCUCCGAUAUCAAGGAAGUGAGAGUGCGGGAGAGCAUGGCCAUCAGUGCCAUUACCCAUAACGAUACCCGCUGCACCGUCUCGUGCGCUGCCUACAACGAGAUAGUCGCAGCGAUGAUUCAAGGCAAGAAGGUGAGAGAGGCCGUGGAACAAGGCAGAUUGGUCACCCAAGAGCAGGGCCAGACACAUGUCGAGGCUGCCAUAUCCCGGGGCGAGACGCUCGAUCUGGCAAAACUUGCAGACCGGGGACCAAAGAGCGCGGGGUCAGACAUAACGACGGGAUACGUGCUCAACGGGCUAACGCUGGCUGUUGCUGCAUUGUUGGACCCGAGGUCUUUCAAGGACGUGUUGGUCGAUGUUGUAAGGCUGGGUGGGGACGCGGAUACGAAUGGUGCGAUUGCUGGAGGGGCUUUGGGGGCGAGAGAUGGCAAGGGGAAGAUUCCGGAAAGCUGGCUAGAGACAUUGCAGUUUGGCGACGAGUUUGAGGAGAAAACGAAAUGGCUGUUGUCGGAGUAA